AUGAGCCCGAAAAACAAAUAUGUAUAUAUCUGUGUAGAAUAUAUAUAUAUAUAUUUCGCAAAAAUACAUAAACAAUCAACCCUCUCCUCAGACACUACUAAGAUGUUUGUACUGAUAGAUAAUGUCCUCGCCUACCUUCUUGAACAAGACGACCUAUUUGUAACCGCACGCUUCGCUAUCCAGGGCCAAAUCGUCUCAAGAAGAGUUAACAAAAUACAUAUCUCCAACAUCACAGACGUCCUUCUACAACAAUUCAUAAGUCACACACUGCCCUAUAAUGACAAUAUCGUCCCAAAAAAAAUCCUCGACAGCAUGAGAACGGCCGUACGGCAGUUGCUGGAAGCAACUGCCUGUGUCUCUAGAGAAUGCCCCCUCGUCAAAAGAAGUCAGGACAUAAAAAGAGCAAGAAAACGUCUACUCAGUGACUGGUAUAGGCUCGGCGCUGAUGCAAACAUGGAUGCCGUAUUACUAGUUGUUAACUCCGCCUGGAGGUUUCUGGCCGUCUGGCGACCCUUCGUAAACUCAAUCCAACAUGCAACUCAGGAAUUGUAUCAAAAUAUCGCCCAUUACCUUCUUCAUGGCAACGUAAAUAUACAGAGGGUCACAGCACUAAUACAGCUCGUAAUGGGACAGGACGAUUUACUUUUUAGUAUGGAUGAUGUUCUACAAGAGGUCUUCAGAAUACAGCUCUAUUUGAAUAAGAUGCUGCCGCACAACUCUCACAAAUGGCAAAAGCCAUCCCCCUUUGACUCCGCAAACUUACUACUUAACUUCAGAGACUGGACAACUGACAAUGCUCUCCUCCAAGAGUUGCUACUAUCCUAUCCCACAAUUAAUAAAAACAAACACAAAAAUCACUCCGUCCCUCGUCUAAUACAAAUCUGGGUAGAGUCUUAUUGGCAAGAUAGUGAGACAACAUUAAAAGAUAUCCUCAAUUUUUGGUACAGUCACUUGGCUGAAUAUUAUGAAUACCAAGAACUGUUUGCAGACAUAGUUCAGCUGUUUAUAAACAAAAAAAGAACGAGGCAAUUGAAGAUUCAUUACAUUGGUCUAACUGAUAAGGAAAUCGAAGAAAAUAAACCGCCCCUGGACUACGAAAACUUAUUUCUCCAAUACGAGAUAGACAAAACGAACGCAAAUGAUGAAUUGUGCGGUGCAACUGACCUCAGUGAUUUACUUUUCCAAUGGAAACAGGGUGAACUUCUAGAAGUCGAAGCCUUCGCUCUAAACGUAUCUCCAUGGUCACUUGCAAAGACAUUGACUCUCUUAGAAUCUUCUCUUUACUUGGAUAUUGAAACAAUAGAAUUCACAAGACAUUUCAAACACAACGAUACAACAAUUGACUCCGUGUUUACGCUUUCCAACCAGUUAUCGUCCUACGUUCUUGAGACAACUUUGCAGCAAACGCACACCAUUUCCUACUGGUUACAAGUUGCACUGUCUUGUCUAUACUUACGAAACUUAAACUCACUUGCUUCAAUCAUUACAUCAUUGCAAAAUCAUUCAAUAGAAAGACUAUCUCUCCCGAUAGAUGUUAAAUCAGACCACCUUUUUCAGCGCCUAAAAGUCGUCGUACAUCCAAACAACAACUACAACGUUUAUAGAAGAACAAUUAAACAUAUUUUCCACAGUCAGCUUCCUUGUGUACCUUUUACAUCACUGCUUAUCAGGGACAUUACCUUCAUAAGAGACGGAAACGAUACAUUCACUAAAGAUGGUAAUAACGUGAAUAUGCAAAAGUUCAACCAAAUCACAAAGAUAGUCGCUUUUGCGCAAUAUUUACAACAAAAGCAAUAUGAAGAUAUACACUGUUCAAAUACUACUGCAAGAAGCUUAUUAGGGGCUAUGAUAAAGGUGCACACUUUAUAUAACGACAACAAAGACAGGGCGUAUCAAGUCAGUAUAGCUAAGGUUCCAAGGCUUACCUAA
This is a messenger RNA of Saccharomyces cerevisiae S288C, 1929 nucleotides long. RefSeq names its product Ras family guanine nucleotide exchange factor BUD5 (gene BUD5). The record is from RefSeq and is marked reviewed. The transcript has a single exon. Lineage: Eukaryota; Fungi; Ascomycota; Saccharomycetes; Saccharomycetales; Saccharomycetaceae. Gene Ontology annotation, molecular function: guanyl-nucleotide exchange factor activity. Gene Ontology annotation, biological process: small GTPase-mediated signal transduction. Gene Ontology annotation, cellular component: cell cortex; cellular bud neck. The coding region runs from base 1 to 1929 and encodes 642 amino acids.